CUUGCCUAUUGGCUUCCGCAUAGAUGUCGCAGACAGGAGCCCCGCCCUGCAGACGCUGCCCCGUCACAUCCAGGAGGGUACCUGUCUGAGGAGGAGUCCUGGCUGAGGAGUCAGCUCCACACUUUGACCCUUGAAGAAGGAGCCAUGGCCGGUUUCGACACCAACCCGUUUGCGGACCCGGUGGACGUUAACCCUUUCCAGGAUCCUGCAGUCACACAAAUCACAAGCGGCAGCCAUGGGAACAUAGAAGAAUUCAAUCCUUUCUCUGAAAAUUCCCGCUUGACAACGAAUCAGAAAACUGUGCCGAUACAGCCGGUGUUGCCUUCUCAGCCUGCUGUUCUGCAGCCUUCCAUAGAUCCGUCUCCGCAGGCAGUAGCAGCGGCAGCACAAGCGAGUCUUCUGCAGCAACAAGAGGAGCUGGACAGGAAAGCUGCUGAGAUUGAGCGGAAAGAAAAGGAGACGAGGAAUGUAAAUAUUAACUUAAGACAGAAUAACUGGCCUCCUCUUCCUCCCAAGUGUCCCAUCAAGCCGUGCUUCUACCAGGACUUCUCAGUAGACAUUCCAGCUGAUUAUCAGCGCACCUGUAAAAUGCUCUACUACCUAUGGAUGUUGCACACAGUCACACUUCUACUUAAUUUUCUGGCUUGCUUGGCCUAUUUCAUCUCUGCAAGUGAAGUUGGUGGUGUGGAUUUUGGCCUGUCCAUCCUGUGGCUUGUUUUGUUCACACCUUGUGCCUUUAUGUGCUGGUACCGGCCAAUCUACAAAGCAUUCAGGUCCGACAGCUCCUUCAAUUUCUUUUUCUUCUUCAUCAUCUUCUUCUGUCAAAUCGUGAUUUACAUCAUUCAAGCAGUUGGCAUCCCUCACUGGGGAACCAGCGGCUGGAUAAUUGCAUUAACCAUGAUCAAACCGAACACUGCUGUUUCUGUGAUAAUGAUGAUUGUGGCAAUAUUCUUCACAGUGUGUGCUGUCUUAUCUCUGUUCCUGCUGAAGAAGGUUCACUCGCUGUAUCGCAGAACAGGUGCAAAUUUCCAGAGAGCACAGGAAGAGUUUUCACAAGGCAUCUUUUCCAACCGCACAGUUCAAAACGCAGCUUCCGGAGCUGCAACAGCCGCGGCCAGGGGGGCAUUCCAGGAAAACUGAGCAUCUUAACCCCAUUACUUCUCCAUUUUUUUUACACUUCUGACUAUUUUGCUUAUUCUUUUUAUGUCUUCUCCAAUGAGGAAAUCUAUUGUCUCAAACAAUUUGCCUCUGGUGGAUGUACCCAGCACUCCACAUAAUGCCACUUCCACCAAGGGACUGUGAAAUUCUACAUAUACAUGUACAUAAAUAUAUAUAUUUACACAUGAGAAAACGGAUUUACUUAAUGCCUGACCUUUUUUUUAUUUGUGGGUGAAUAUUUUUUUUUUUAUUUGCAAAGGGGGAAUGACUGAUGUGUCUGUAAAAUACAAAAGUCUGUGGUAAUGAAUUGCUUGGUCUAUGCAGACACAUCCUGAGAUGUAAAAUAUGUAGACUCCUCUUUAUCCUCCUGUACAUGUUUCCUGUCAUUGUAUUUCUAUGAUUUCUGCAGAAGCCAUUUUAUGUACCAGUGUUUCUUCCACCACAGGCUACAUGAUGGCGGUUCAGAUUAAUUAUAACCGUUUGGCGGAUCCAAGAAUGAUACUUUUUAAACAUUUAAAGACACGUUGUUAUUAUUCAUUUACAAUGUUUUCUUAACAUAGAGAUGUGAAGGUCUGGGCAGUGGAUGGCUUUUUGAAGGUACAAACAAACUAAACUUCUGUUCUGUAGGCAAAAACUGACUGCCAGCUUUGUACAAUGUAAACUUUUGUCACCCUACAGUGCCUAAUGAGUGAAAAUCUAAAUAAAUCUAUUUUCUAUGAUGA
Bufo bufo (common toad) is the source of this 1880-nucleotide messenger RNA. RefSeq names its product secretory carrier membrane protein 2 (gene SCAMP2). The record is from RefSeq and is a predicted model, not a curated record. Gene Ontology annotation, biological process: protein transport. Bases 145 to 1140 code for a protein of 331 amino acids. Gene Ontology annotation, cellular component: trans-Golgi network membrane; recycling endosome membrane. NCBI's taxonomy places the organism in Eukaryota, Metazoa, Chordata, Amphibia, Anura, Bufonidae. The transcript has 9 exons.